AUGUCUUCUCCCAUGAGAGCCUUGAUGGCCUCCGCCCUGUUGGCGAUGGCUCAUGCCCAAGGCGUUAUCAUGAAGGCACAAGGCCCUGCCGGUCCUGCUAGUCCCGGAUUGCUUGUCGACCAGAACAAGCCUGAUGCGAACAUUAUCAACAAGCAGGAAAUUGUCGCCAACGUCGUCAAUGAAUGCGGCCGAACCAUUCUCCAAGGCAACAUCGACAUUGGCGAGGAAACCGAGAACCAACUUGGCAACAAGACCGUCACCCAGGUCACAGCGGGUGCAAACGUUGAUGUUACCAUUGCUCAGGUCAGCGCCGACGGCGCCGGUCCCUACAGCUGCGAUCUCGACUUGACCAGCAACUCCGGAGGCGCUACAGGCCAGACUAAGCUCGCGGUUCAAGAAUUCCAGCCACAAAACGGAAUGAUCAGGCUCAGCGUUACGAUGCCGGCUGACAUGGCUUGCGUAGGAGCCUCCACCGGAGACGUCUGCACCGUCCGCUGCUUCAACAGCAACGCAAGAGGUCCUUUUGGCGGUUGCUUCGCCGUCCAGCAGACCGAUAUAACUCCCAAGCAGAACACUCCCGACAACAUCCCCACCGCUGGCAAGCUUGAAAGCAUCAAUGCCCAAAUCGCACAGGACAUCGCCGACUUCCCUGCCGCCGUCAAGUCGAACCAGGAAGCCAUGACUCAGGGAGACCAGGGCCUUUCUGCCGUCAAGGACCUUCUCGUCAACUCUACCCAGGAGGCAGCUGGCCCUGCCGCAGCCUCCGUCAACAACGCCGAUGCAGCCGCCCCAGCCGUACCUGUCCCAGCCGUACCUGCACCUGUCCCAGCCGCACCUGCACCUGUCCCAGCCGCGCCCCCCAAAGCUGCACCUGCUCCAGCUGCCCCCAACGCCGGCAAGGCCAAGGCCAAGGCCAAGAAAGGUCGCGGUAAGGGCAAGGGUCUGGCGGCUUUCGCCGCUCUGCUGGGUGGAGGUGGCGGAGGCGCUAAACGCCAGCGUCCACAGCAGGCCAACAAGCGGGCUCCCGAAGACCUGCUCAGCUCGCGCUUUGCCCGGAGAAACAUUUUUGGCCGCAACGACUAA
Colletotrichum spaethianum is the source of this 1083-nucleotide messenger RNA. RefSeq lists its product as uncharacterized. NCBI's taxonomy places the organism in Eukaryota, Fungi, Ascomycota, Sordariomycetes, Glomerellales, Glomerellaceae. The transcript is spliced from 3 exons. Bases 1 to 1083 code for a protein of 360 amino acids. The record is from RefSeq and is a predicted model, not a curated record.